AUGAAGUGUUGUAGAUUAUACGCGUCCCUCAACAAGCGUGGUGGGAGGGUCAUAGGUAGCGACCUACAGAGUGGUUCCGCGUCCUUCAGGGUACGAGCACUCAUGCCCGUGGCAGAGAGCUUCAAGUUUGCGAUGGAGCUUCGCACGCACACGUCGGGCCUGGCCGCGCCACAGUUGAUGUUCAGUCAUUGGGAGGUAAUCGAUAUUGAUCCCUUCUGGAGACCAAGAACUGAAGAAGAAUACCUUCAUUGGGGUGAAAAAUGGGAUGGAGUGAAUAGAGCUAAGGCGUACAUGGACGCUGUGAGGACUAGGAAAGGUUUGGCGACAGACAAACAACUUGUGCAACACGCGGAAAAACAAAGAACUCUGUCCAAGAAGAAA
Molecule: messenger RNA, 381 nt
Organism: Brenthis ino (lesser marbled fritillary)
Lineage: Eukaryota; Metazoa; Arthropoda; Insecta; Lepidoptera; Nymphalidae
Source: the annotation of a GenBank genome assembly